AUGCAGCCAAAGGUCGUCGCCCUGGAUUUCAGCGAGUCGAUGCUUCGGCAGGUGGACGACUUUGCCAAGAAAGAGAUUGGACCCGACUAUGUCCUGGGCCUUGGUGGCUUGUGGACUUGUGCGUGGAAGGGCAGGCCCAACCCGGAGAAUGCUGUCGCCGAAGUCUCCCGCGUCUUGAGGCCCGGCGGCGUCUUCGUGCUGACCACCUUCAUGCCAAGGGGGCCACUGCGCACGUCGGGAGCCCGAGAGACUCCCUACAAGUUCUGGACGGAGGAGGAGUUGCGGUCGCUCUGGCCUCAGGGGUUGCAAAAGCAGUCCAUCAAGCUUGUUUUGGCUUGUCGCGCUUGCAGCUGCUUGACAGCUUGCUUGCUUUGGCAUUCGAGCUUGGAGAGCAGAAGAUUCCACAGGUCCUUCUAA
Molecule: messenger RNA, 417 nt
Organism: Symbiodinium natans
Lineage: Eukaryota; Dinophyceae; Suessiales; Symbiodiniaceae
Source: the annotation of a GenBank genome assembly